AACGACCAAGAUCGCGCGCUUCGACAUGCUUUCUCCGGAAGUACAGCGGGAAGGCUUCUGCCCUCGCCAUUCCCAUUUCCACUUAUAGUGCGCCUUGCAGCCACCUUUCCGCGAGGAGUGCUUUGACUGUUGUUGUAGUUACAAGUUGAUCAUCGUGGCUUUAUUUUUAUUUCGCGUGCUUUUUGCAGCAAGUAAACACCAGCUUUUCGGAACUACAACGAACAUUCCCUUGACGGGUAAUUGGAAUGCCUGUUUUGGUACUAAGCAAUCUAGCAUACGAAAUUCGUAGUCGAACAGCCCGAGAAAUUGAAAAGGUUCCAUCUUUGCUCCUUCUCUAUCGCGAGGUAUUGCUGGAAAACAACGACUACUUACGAGAAGUAAAACGCAAAAGAACAAGUAAGACUGGACGAUCUACAUGUGCACUCGUUAAAGAUCAUUUAGAUUUACCAGAGCCACGCCCAGUAUUUUUCGCACCAGCAUUAGAUCAAAAUGGGCACGGACCACGACGGAGAGAACAAGGACAUCACCCUCCGGGAUGUGCUUCGCGACAUGAACCGCGUGUCGAUGAAGGACAAGCUGCGCCAGAAGCUCCGAGAGCACGAGGGAGAAAAGGACGAGGCCGGGGCUUUGAUCAUCCCGAAGCGGCUCGGCACGCAGUGGGUGUGGGAAGCGGGCACGGAUAUCAACCCGCUGAAAAAGAUGGUCGUGGAGUGGUUCCCGAAGGACGAUGGCCCGGCGGCGAAAAAGCAGAUCGAUGACGAUAUGCAUUUCAAAUAUGUCUGGGUCCGGAAGGAUGCAACUUGUGAUGCACAUUUCACACAACACAAAGAUCUGUCACGCAUGAACAGCGAACGCGCACGCGGCCCAAAACUUGGCACCAAAAAAGGGGAUUUGUCAUGCGGAUUAGGCAUUGAGUUUGAGACACGCACACGUUCUCAGGACCUGUCAUGCUAGGGCUUACGUGCCAGACCUUCUGGGUCACGCAAAACCUGCAUGACAAACUUCUGCAUUCGUCCAGACCCAGACAUAUUUGCAUUUGAUACACGAGAAUUUGGAGCAGGACGCUGGGGGCUAUUCCGCUGGCCGCGGCGGCAAGGGCAGUGUUGAGCAGCAGGCUGACAAAGGUGCGGCGAGUAGUAUGAAGAGCGUCAAGAAAACGAAAAAUAACACUCCCGCUGCGGGCGCAGCCUCGGUCUUGAAGGCGGAGAAGAAGGGAAAGAAGGAGAAAAACCAGAAGCAGACCAGCAAGUCUACUUCCACCGGCGGUGCUGCUAGUGUGAAGAUAUUAAAUGCAAAAAUGUCUGGGUCUGGAAGAUUGCAACUUGUCAUGCUGUUUUUGGACUCGAAAGAAAUUUGCAUUGCAUGAUCAGCAAGGGAGUCUAAUUUGUGCUACGCUGGGAGGGCAUUUGUCAUGCGGAGUAUGCAUCAGGAAGCCCUCUAAAAAUCUGUGAUUCUAGGUCGUGCAUUACAGACAUUCUGGGUCAGGCAAAAUAUGCAUGACAAACCCGGCAACAUUCCAGACCCAGACAUUUUUGCAUUUGAUAGAAGAAGAAGAUGAGCAAGAAAAAUAACAAGGCCACCGCCUCCUCCUCGUCCUCCGCGAUCGGGAAGAUGAAAAAGAACAAAUCCUCGCUCGCAACAGCCGCUGGCGUAGCGAAGUCGAAAGGUGCUGGAAAUUCCGCGAGCAGUUCGUCGAAAGCCGGCGCCGCAGCGGUUGUGGGGGAUAUUUUCAACGACACGACGAAAAAUAAAUCGCGAGCUUCGACGGGUAGGGGCACUACUUCCAACAAGCGCAAGCAAAAUUUGUUGGAGGACGAUGAGGGGACGUCUUCCGAGGAAGAAGAGCUGGAGGACAGCGAACAGAUGAUAUGCGAUGGGCAAGUAUCGGGAUCAUAAGUACAACUAUAUAAGUUGCAUAGCGUGACAAAUUUUGAUUUAUUUUUUCCCGAUGAGGAAAUUUCAAUUUGUAAUGCAAUUUUGCAGCGAUUAUAGCAAAGAUUAGGUCGUGAUACUUUUGUGAUGCAUAGAUCACCAGUGACGACGAGGUUGAGUUGGAUGUUAUCCUGUGUAAAAAAAUCAAACGCUCUCAGCCACGCACUAUGUUUGUCAUGCUGAUCAUGCGCCGUCACGACGCACAGUAGAACUACAACUACGUCAUUCAGUUAUUUCUUGUCGAGCUAUUUCUUUCGUGAUUUUCAUGUACUAGAGGUGGAGGUGCCCAAAUAUUGUGGCACGUGCUGAUUCUGAGCAUAGUAGGUGAGCAGCGUCGUUGUUUAAUAUUUUACACAGGAUAGUACAUGAGAUGAAUGUGGGAGGCGAAUAUGACCCGAACAACUCGGAGCACUCGGUUAUGGUGUGUAGCGACUGUUUUACCUUUCUCCUCUGCACUUGCAGAAGCGCAGUAGAGACUACAGUUGUCGUGACUUGGCUGUAAAUGCAUCUCGGCUACCACUUCUGAAUUAUGGAAAACCGUUUUAUCAGGCUCGUCAAGCUCAAGACUUGACAAGGCUCAUAACACGGUUUCCCAUCAUUGAUUCUACUUUUUGAUUUUUUGCAUCUUGAGCAAGAUGUGAAGUGGUAAAAUGGAGUUGUCCAGCACAAUCUCACUGACACUGACGCCGACCCCCUCUGAGACGCCUGCGAAGUAUCCGGGCGAUGAUGACAAAGAAAAGGCGAAGCUGUUUUUGAAGCGGCAGAUUGUACUAUUUUAUAGACAUUAUUUGUUUUUCAUCUAGAUGCUGAUAGCUGCUCCUGCUUUUACUUUCCUCCCGAGUCGUUUUAUUCUCAACCACGACGUGCAUGCAAUUAAUAGAACCAUAGUGUACAAGCAUAAAUAUGGGCAUGCCUCACAAAAAUACCCCACAGGAAAACAUCGAGGACGACUGUAAAAUCAUGCUAAAAUCUCGCGUAUCAAGCGAAAAAUGAAAAUCAAUCCCCCUAGCCCUAACCCGUAGCAGCUCUCCUCCUGUUCCAUCUGAUGUCAGUCGCUGUUCCUGGUGUCGAUCUGACGACAACCUUUCGGCAGGAAAGCAACGCCUUUAAAAACAAUAGGUAAACGAGUUGUAGUCGUUCUUCCUAGUUACAAUAUCAGCCCAUACGCACACGUAUGAUAUUUAGCAUUUUUGAAAGAGGGGAAAGCUGGGGUAUUUUUCGCACUUUGAUACGUGAAAAUGAUGAAGCGGCACAUCCUGAGCAAGAGGCGGAAGAUUGAACGCCACAAAGCGAUAUCAAAUGAAAAUUUGUCUGGGUGGUCGGGAAAGUUGUCAUGCGAAUUUGCUGUGGAUGAUGAGUGGACAUACACACAGCGACGAGUAUUUUUACGGACGCGCGCAUGAGAAGUUUUUGAGCGAGUAUAAUGUCUUCGUGCAGCGUAGAGCGCAUGACAAAUGCAAAUCGCGUUUUUACUCUUACUCGACCUCCCAGACAUGCUUUUUUGAAGUGCAUACAGGCAGCUCCGCAAACUGGAAAGUGGCGACGAAGACGAUAUGCUGUGUAAAAACUUUGUAGAAAAAAUGAUCGCCCCCAUGCUUCUCUCUAUACAGUUCAGUGAGUUCAAUACUCUUACCAAUAGGAUUUGCGUUCUUGCUGCAAUCUUGCAUAGCCACUUGUUCGUGAAUCGUGCCCGGAGUGCAUUGAGCGCACGACUUCCACCGCGUUUGCACAAUUAUGGGAAUGCAAGUUUCUAAUCCUGACUAUACUUACACACCACGGCAACUACGUCAUCACGACAGAUUUGCAUGACAAGCAUGGAGAGGGUCAUAGUUCGGUUUUUCCACAGGAUACGAGACUUGAACCAGAACCACAGCGGAAGCCGGGUGGGUGAUGGCGCCGCUAGCGAGGAGGUAUCCUGUGCAAAAGUAUCGCAUUCGUAUAAAUGCAGGUUUUGCAUUACAAAUCUUUAUCUUGAGGGAAAUCCGCAUUACAAAUUCUCUCUCUCAUGCUGAGGAAAUUUGUAUAUGCAUUUAUACGGGCACGAUACUUUUGCAGUUCAUAGGAGGGGUUGAGCGGCGAUGAUGAAGAUGACGAGGACCUGGGUCCUGAUGAAGAGGAAUCGCAAAAAUCUGCGGAUGAAGAUGAGAAAAAUUUGGACCAGGACGCGGAGGAUCAGGUUGGCUCUGUGAAAGCAGAGCCCCAACUACAACAACCGACGAAAAACCAGUCUGGAGGUGCCGCACCGGGGUCUUCCUCUUCUUCUACUGGGGCUGCAGCUGUCGCGGCGGCUCCGGCGGCCGGGGCGUGA
Amoebophrya sp. A120 is the source of this 4240-nucleotide messenger RNA. The record is from the annotation of a GenBank genome assembly. Lineage: Eukaryota; Dinophyceae; Syndiniales; Amoebophryaceae.